AUGGCCACAACUCACAACAAGAAUGUUAUUUUUCUUCUUCUCUUUUUGAUUGCGCUGGUGCUGGUGGAUAUCAAGGCACGCUGGACACAAGACUGUUUUGACCUUGAGUACGCAAAAGCAGCAGCUGGUUCCGACAACAUAGACGAUUUACAACAGAACAACGACGUGCUAGAAACAACAGAGGAAAAGAAAGAACACUCUCCACCUUCAGAAGUUAUCUACCAUCCAAUAAUCAAGAGCGAAGAAAAUGAAGAGAAGCAAGAAGUUGUUGAUGGAGCGACGGCGAGUCCUGAACUCGAAAAGUUUCAAAACAAUCACGUCGUCCAAAUGACCGCUGUGGUCAGUAGCCCGGUCCUGACGGAUGCUGAAUUAGAAUACGUCCUCAGUAGAGUCAAAAUGGGACCAGAGCUCGAUGAAAACUGCAAAAUCCAAAAAGAUCUUUUUUUCCUAAAAUCGUCGAAAACGGGCUCUACCACGAUGAUGUCAAUUUUCCAGCGCUUCGGGUUGAAAUACAAUUCACGCUUUUUGAUGGGCGAGAAUCGCGGCGGUAUGGCAGUGAAUUCGCGCCCGGUUAAUCUCGAAGAUGACUGCUGGCUUGGCAAGAAUAUUGAUGGAUUGAAGUUUGACUUGAGUUGCAAUCAUCUCCACUGGAACAAGACGGUUAUCGACGCGCUAAUGGUCGAUGGGUACAAGAGCAUUGGAAUCGCUAGAGAGCCCAACAGUCAUUUCAUCUCCUCGUUUAACUUUUACCACAAUCUCAUGCCAAAAUUCACUUACAUGCUGAAUCCCAGCGCGCCAUACAACCAAAAGCGCCGGCGGGUAAGUUCCCGAAAACAGCUCAUGUCGAUGAAGCCGUCCAAAGAAGACAUCAUUGUCGAAAUGAAAGAAUUCCUCAAAAAUCCAUGGUUCUAUUUAUCGGACAUGGGGAAUAACUCCUUCGCAUACAUGGCGAACGUUCGCCCACAACUGCUGUUUUACGGAAAAUCGCGAAAUAACGUCGCAAGCUAUGAUCAAGGGUUGACGCGCGAGGACGUGCUCGAUUGGAUUCAGGACAUCAUGGCUGGUUUCGAUCUGAUGAUGGUGCUUGAGUACUUUGACUACUCAUUAGCGAUGAUGUCGUUACAGUUUUGCAUCCCCGUCGAAGAUCUAGUCUACAUCGCAGUCAACCAGAGACACGAGACGACGGAAAAUAGCGCCAAGAAAAAGCCUCCACUUGAUGAUGAGGAUCUCCAGCGGCUCAAGGAGCUUAACUGGCCGGACUAUCUUCUUUACCAAGCAUUGAACACAACCUUCUGGCGACGAGUAGAGUUCUACGGCGAGGAAGUGGUCAAAGAGCGGGCUGAUAAGAUCAUCGAGCUCUCACACCAGAUCAGCUCGGAAUGCAUCGACUUCGAGCGCGAGGGCGCAAACAAACUCGUCGACCGCGUUUUUCUCUUGGAGAACAAGCAAGACAAUUCCACCUGUCUCCAACUGCAGUUCCAAGGAGUCAGGGCCACCAAGCUGUUCAUGGUUCAUCAAGUAGAAGAGCUGCGAGAAAUGACCAACAACAAGUACGAAUUCUGCGGGCCAAAGAUCGUCUACGGCGAAGAAGCGCACAACUAUCUCAAGUGGAGGGACAACUAUCUCCGCAUGUACAGAGCCGUCAAGGGCGACUUCGACUGA
Oikopleura dioica is the source of this 1662-nucleotide messenger RNA. The record is from the annotation of a GenBank genome assembly. Lineage: Eukaryota; Metazoa; Chordata; Appendicularia; Copelata; Oikopleuridae.